Messenger RNA from Prunus persica (peach), 2402 nucleotides. Its product is annotated as 65-kDa microtubule-associated protein 5. Gene Ontology annotation, biological process: microtubule cytoskeleton organization. Gene Ontology annotation, molecular function: microtubule binding. NCBI's taxonomy places the organism in Eukaryota, Viridiplantae, Streptophyta, Magnoliopsida, Rosales, Rosaceae. The transcript has 10 exons. The record is from RefSeq and is a predicted model, not a curated record. Gene Ontology annotation, cellular component: spindle; cytoplasm. The coding region runs from base 507 to 2204 and encodes 565 amino acids.
UUUGUGAAAAAAAAGAAAGAGAAUCAAUCAAAGCUUGUUUUGUUUUGUUGGUCUUAGAUCUUCAUUGGGCCUUUUGUAUCAUGUCCAGGCCCGGCUGAUCGAAUUAAAAAAGAAAAAGUAAAAAAGGAAAGAAAGAAGCAAAGCUGCGAAUGAAAGGCAUAUAUCUCUUGGCGCCAAAACACCGAGAAAUCCGUACUUCCCAUUUCGAAAGGCACAUUCCCUCUCUCGUAUUCAAUAAUCGCACCUUCAUAUCAUUUCUAGGGAUCUUCCAAAUCCCAAAUCCCAAAUCCCAAAUCCACAGCCAGAAACACACACUCACACAAAACAGAGAGACCCAAAAACGAAACCAGAAACGCUCCUUUUCGUAACGCCUGCACAUUUUCUCUCUUCUUCUCUCUUCUCUCUCGCUCAAGACUCUAGGGUUUUGCUGUUUCCCUUUCUCCACCUCUCCCAACUGCUGCUGCUACCUACUCCUCCAGAACGACGACGUUUCAUCCCCGCUCGCGAUGACCACAAAGCCCUCGUCCCUCUCUCCCUCUCGCACAACCUGCGCUUCUCUCCUCCGCGAAUUGCAGUUAAUUUGGGAUGAAAUUGGGGAGGGUGACAGCGAGAGAGACAAGAUGCUUCUACAGCUUGAGCAAGAAUGUCUCGAUAUCUACAGAAAGAAGGUGGAAAUGACGAGAAAGUACAGGGCCGAUUUGCACCAAUCCUUGGCAGAUGGCCAAGCCCAAAUUACCGCUAUCGCUUCGGCGCUUGGGGAAGCGGCUUCCUACUCACGUGAAAGAGGGACUCUCAAGGACCAAUUAUCUGCCGUAAAACCCAUUUUGGACGACUUGAGCUUGAAGAAGGAGAAAAGGGUGAAGGAUUUUUCGGCAGUUCAGUCGCAGAUUGUAAGGAUUUCGGCUGAAAUAGCCGGGAAUGGUGUUUCUAAGAAUGUUGGUGAUCCGGGAGUCAAUGAGCGUGAUUUGAGUGUGAGAAGGUUGGGGGAGCUUCAGUCACACCUUGAGGAGCUUCACAAAGAGAAGGUCUUACGUUUGCAGAAAGUCAACACUCAUGUCAACACCAUCCAUGAACUUUCAGUUGUAAUGUCAAUUGAUUUCUCUAAGACAGUCAAUGAAGUCCACCCAAGCUUGAGUGAUCACUCGUCGGCUCAUUCCAAGAGCAUCAGCAAUGACACACUUGCCAGAUUGACGGCUUUGACUAACUCACUAAAGCAAGAGAAACAGCAAAGACUGCAAAAGCUACAAGAUCCUGGCAGCAAACUGAUUGAACUCUGGAAUCUCAUGGAGACACCAAUUGAUGAACAGAAAAUAUUUGACCAUGUUACUAUGUUAAUUUCUUCCUCAGUUAAUGACGUGUCAAGGCAAGGAUGCCUUUCUCUAGAUGUAAUUGAACAGGCUGAGGUUGAAGUUGAGAGAUUGAAUAUUUUGAAAGCCAGCAAGAUGAAGGAGUUGGUGUUUAAGAGGCAAAAUGAGCUGGAAGAAAUUUACAGAGGGGUCCACAUGGAUGUAGAUAGUGAUGCAGCUAGACAGAUUCUCAGCAGCCUCAUAGAUUCUGGUAAUGUCAAUUUGUCUGAUCUGCUUUCAAGCAUGGAUGAUCAGAUUAUAAAGGCCAAAGAGCAAGCUCUAAGCAGGAAGGAUAUUUUGGACAAGGUAGAGAAGUGCAUAUUUGCAUUUGAGGAGGAAAAGUGGCUUGAUGAAUAUGAAAAGGAUGAAAAUCGCUACAGUGCAGGAAGAGGAGCACACAAAAAUUUGAAGCGUGCUGAGAAAGCUCGGAUUCUGUCCGGAAAAAUACCAUCUAUUGUCGAAACUUUGACUGCCAAAGUUAAAGCCUGGGAGAUCGAGAAAGAAAUCCCUUUCUUAUAUGACAAGGUUCCUCUGAAACAUACCUUGGAGGAGUACACUGCACAACGACAGGAGAGAGAAGAGGAGAAGCGUAAAUCUCGGGAGCAAAAACGGCUUCAAGAGCAACAUAAUGCAGAACAGGAGGCACUCUUUGGUUCAAGGCCUUCUACAAAGAAGCCACUGGGACAGAGCACCAAUGCUAACACCAUGGUCGGCACACCAAUUAGUCGCCGGACACCCUUGGGACGUCACGGAGUCUCAGCUGGGAAGGAACGCAGAGAAAGUGGAAGGGUCCAUAACCUAACCCCUGUUAACUACGUUGCUCUGCCAAAGGAUGAUUCAGUUUCUCGGAGAAAUUGAGGGUCAUCUGUUGCCUUGAAAUAGGUUGUAAAUGAAUGCAUAUUUUUAAUUUUUAAUUUUUCGUUCAAUGCAUGUCUACAUUAUCACAUGUUCAGAUAUUCUACUUGAAACAAUAGAGUAAGGAUAGUUUGGAGCAACCUGAUUUCAGCAUGUAAAUGAUUUGGUGGUGAAAGUUCAAAUCAACUUAGUCAUCUUCAA